Messenger RNA from Echinococcus granulosus, 165 nucleotides. RefSeq lists its product as hypothetical. The transcript is spliced from 2 exons. The record is from RefSeq and is a predicted model, not a curated record. NCBI's taxonomy places the organism in Eukaryota, Metazoa, Platyhelminthes, Cestoda, Cyclophyllidea, Taeniidae. Bases 1 to 165 code for a protein of 54 amino acids.
AUGCCAGGUGCCAGCCUAGAUCUCAUCACUGAGACGAACGGGUUGGAAGCAAUUGUCAAAAUUCCUUUCGACUCUGAGUUCAUGGAGAUGGCACGUAUCAAGGAUCCGUAUCAUCGCAUGGACUACGCCGUUCCCCUCGACAACAUUACCGCUCUCUCAGAUUGA